Molecule: messenger RNA, 645 nt
Organism: Spirodela intermedia
Lineage: Eukaryota; Viridiplantae; Streptophyta; Magnoliopsida; Alismatales; Araceae
Source: the annotation of a GenBank genome assembly
AUGGCGUGCACGGAGAGCAAGCUCACCAUCGACGGCCGCGGCCGCGGCGGCGGGGAGGACCUGAAGGAGAAGCAGCAGUUUGACUACUCUCAGAGGGCGCAAUGGCUGCGUGCAGCAGUGCUGGGCGCCAACGACGGCCUCGUCUCGACGGCGUCGAUGAUGGUGGGGGUGGGCGCCGUCAAGACCGACGUCAAAUCCAUGGUCCUAACCGGCUUUGCUGGCCUGGUCGCCGGCGCCUGCAGCAUGGCCAUCGGAGAGUUCGUCUCCGUUCACUCCCAGGUGGACGUGGAGCUCGCGCAGAUGGCGAGGGAGAGAGCGAGCAGCGGCGGCGCCGCCGCCGGUGACGAAGGCGGGCGGAGCGACCUGCCGGUCCCUGCGCAGGCGGCGGCGGCCUCCGCCAUGGCGUUCUCGGUCGGGGCCGCGGUGCCGUUGCUGGCGGCGGGGUUCAUCGGGAGCUAUCGCCUACGGCUGGGGGUCGUCUCGGCGGCGGCGACGGCGGCGCUGGUGGCGUUCGGCGUCGCGGGCGCCGUGCUCGGUGGCGUGCCGGCGGGAAGGUCCGCCGCCCGGGUGGUGGCCGGUGGGUGGCUCGCCAUGGCGGUCACUUUCGGGCUCAUGAAGGCCGUCGGCGGCUUCGCCGGCCUCUAA